AUGGCGACCGUCGAGGAGAUAACCUCGCGCUUUGUCGCGCUCAACGCGCGGCGCGAGGCAAUCGACGCCGAACGCGCUCCCAAAUGCGCACCUGGCGCGCGUAUAGGAUGCUGCACGUACCCGGCGGACCUCAUCGAUGGCUACGUCGCGCUGAACGAGGCCAUCCUGGGAGCCCCCGGCGACCUGAAGGAUGCCGCGACGCAGCCUACCACGGCGGCAGCCAGCCACUCGCUGAGCGUGCUGACAGACGAGCGCGUCAUGUGCAUCUGCGAGGACGUUUUAUACGUGAUUGUCUACCAUUUGAUCGAGACGAAGCAGACCGACGCCAUGCUGGGCGCCCUCGUGCGCAAUGAGGCCUUCUUCUGCGUGCUGCCGCAGGCGAAGACCGCCAAGCUGGUUCGGAGCGUCCUGGAGCGCCUGUCUCAGGAGGUGAAGGACUUGGACGUGCUCUACAAGGUCUUCAGCAUCUACCGCGGCUGGUGCGAGUCGAAGAAGCGCACCUUCCUCGGGCUCAGGCUGGACCUAAAAAUCGCGAUUCUGCUUUUGCUACGGAGGAACUACUCCGCUGCCCUUAGCACACUCGAUCGGCUGCAGCAGGAGGUUAAGGCGCUCGAGGACAAGCCGCUGCUGCUGGACAUAUACCUGGUGCAGGCAAAGGCAUGCCUGCUUGUGCGCAACGUCGUGCGCAUGAAGAUCGCACUCAGCAACGCCAAGAACAUCGCGUCCAACAUCAACACGCCGACGUACGUCAACGCGGAAAUAGACCUGCUCAGCGGGUUGGUGUGCCUCAGCGAGAAGGAUUACGGCACGGCCUACUCCUACUUCUUCGAGGCGUACGAGGGGUUCCACAUGGCUGUCGGCGGCACCCACAGCGUGCUGUUUCCCAACCUCGCGCGUGCAAAAGCCAAGGCGAAGGUUCUCGGGGAGCUUACCACGGACACGGUGGCUCCGGCGCUCGUCUCAAACGCCGCGGUGUCGCUCAUGGUGGGCGAAGGCGAGCUCUACAGCUGCCACCCAACGAUAUCCGACAUAUCGCCCGUGUUCUUCACGUUCUACAACCUCACUGAGUACAAAAGAGGCGCGGAAGCAGGGAAUACCGGCAGUGACCUGCCGGCGGUGGAUGCAUGCGGCAGCCACUACCUGCAGUAUUACGGGAUGCUAAACCUCGACCUGGCGGCCAAAGGAUUAGACAGUGCAGAGCAGAUGCACUUCGAAAGCGUAGAAGAGCCCCUGGACAUCGGUAUGCUUGCGCGUAUUGACGAGCGCAAGCUGGUCCAGGCGCUGAAGUAUCUGCUGCUGACCGUCGUCAUCACAGGCCGAAACGACGAGAUGAUACCGCUCCUCGCGGCUAAAAACAAGCAAAAAUUCGUGAACCACGUGGAGUGCAAAAUGAUACAGCGCAUCAGCACGUGCUACAAGAACAGCUCCUUGGUGGAGUUCGAGAAGCUGCUCACGGAGUUCAAGCAGGUCAUCCUCAUGGACCCGGUGCUGCAGCAGGAGAUCCACCGGCUGUACGAGGCGCUGCUGGAACGCAACAUCACGCGGAUUCUGCAGCCGUACAGCAACGUGCAAAUAGACUUCGUCGCGAACAAACUGUGCCUGCCGCAGCAGAAGAUCGAGAAGAAGCUCGCGGAGAUGAUUCUGGACGGCAAGCUACGGGGUACAAUUGACCAGGGACAAGCGAAUCUCGUCAUCUACGAAGAGGAGGAGCACGAGACGUUCUACGAGGACGUCAACAAGACCGUCGGGCACAUGACGACGGUGAUAGACACGCUAUACGAGAAGGCGCAGCGCGCUAUAUGA
Babesia ovata is the source of this 1803-nucleotide messenger RNA. RefSeq names its product 26S proteasome regulatory protein subunit N6. Gene Ontology annotation, biological process: ubiquitin-dependent protein catabolic process. Gene Ontology annotation, cellular component: proteasome regulatory particle, lid subcomplex. Lineage: Eukaryota; Apicomplexa; Aconoidasida; Piroplasmida; Babesiidae. Gene Ontology annotation, molecular function: structural molecule activity. The record is from RefSeq and is a predicted model, not a curated record. The coding region runs from base 1 to 1803 and encodes 600 amino acids. The transcript has a single exon.